UAUGCAGGCCUUCUACGAAGUGAUGUCAUGUGACUCUUCGUCUGGCAGCACAACAACACCUGGUGUUGUCAGGAAUUUCUACCUGGCAGCAGAGGAAGUCCAGUGGAACUAUGCCCCCUCAGAAAAGAAUCUGAUUAAAAACACAUCGCUUACUGAAGAGGGCAGGGCAUCAGAGGUGUUUUUUAGCCGAAAUAAUGGAGCAAUCGGAGGUACCUAUGUAAAAGUAAUAUACAAAGAGUACACAGACAAUACCUUCACCCACAUCAAAGCAUCACCAUCCCAUCAUGGACUCUUGGGUCCUGUUUUGAGGGCAGAGGAGGGAGAUAUUCUCAGAGUGACAUUCCAGAACAAGGCCAAUAGAAGCUACAGCAUUCAUCCUCAUGGACUCCACUAUGAGAAACAUUUCCAGGGAACCAGCUACGAAGAUGGUUCUGACAAUCCAGGGUCGCAUGUUGACCCGGGUAAGGAAUUUGUCUACACUUGGCGGGUGCUGGAAGGCCCGUCGUCGUCCGAUUCUCCCUGUAUUCCUUACUUGUACUACUCCGCCACGGAUCCUGUCAAGGAUACCAACUCCGGAUUAGUUGGACCUCUGCUUGUGUGUAAACGAGGAGCGCUGGGGGAGAAAGGAAUCCAGAAGGGUAUUGACAAGGAGUUCUUCCUCCUCUUCUCUGUCAUGGACGAAAACUUGAGCUGGUACUUGAAUGAAAACAUCAAGCUUUUCGGCACUGCUGAGACAGAUGAAGAAGACGAGAACUUUGUGGAGAGCAACAAAAUGCACGCUAUAAAUGGACUCAUGUAUGGGAACCUUCUAGGGCUGGAAAUGUGUGCCGGGGACAAUGUCAUGUGGUACACCUUUGGGCUCGGCACAGAGGCAGACAUACAUGGAGUGUAUUUUGAGGGAAACACCUUCAAGAAACAAAGCACUACACGUGAUACAGUCAGCCUGUUUCCCCACACCACUGCAGCUCUCUUCAUGCAGCCAAAUAAUCAUGGUCUGUUUGAGGUGGACUGCAGAACAACAGAUCACUUCUCAGCUGGCAUGAGGCACCUUUACAAAGUCAAACCUUGCAAGGGCAAAAGAACACAUGCCCCACACUCUGACCCUACCAGGAUUGUGAAGUAUUAUAUCAGUGCAGAGGAAAUUGAAUGGGACUACUCACCUACAAGAGACUGGGAGCUGGAGAAACACAACACAAAUCCAGAGGAGAGUCCAGGCAACAUAUUUGUGGGUAAAGGGGAGAACAGGAUUGGCUCCCGUUAUAAGAAGGUAGCGUAUCGUGAAUACACAGACGAAACCUUCAAAACUCAGAAGGCACGCGAGGAACACUUGAGCAUCUUGGGUCCGAUAAUCCACGGAGAGGUGGGAGAGCAGAUUCUGAUUGUAUUCAAAAACAAAGCCAGUCGGCCUUAUUCCAUCACACCACACGGAGUCAAGGCCAGCGGUUCACACACUGCUGUUCAACCUGGCCACAUUGUUGAGUUGACUUGGGAUAUUCCUGUAAGCUCUGGUCCAUCGAUUUCAGAUCCUAACUGCAUUACCUAUGCUUACUUCUCAUCUGUUGACUACAUCAAGGAUCUCUUCAGUGGUCUUCUUGGGCCCCUGGUGAUAUGCAGGCCUGGGACUCUGGGCCGUGGCGCGUUGGUCGACAGACAAAGGCAGGACAUAGACAGGGAGUUCGCGCUGCUGUUUUUGGUGUAUGAUGAAAACCAGUCCUGGUACUUGGAUGACAACAUUAAGACAUACCUUGGCGUUGAUCCUGGAACAUUUAAAAAAGACGAAGACUUUGAGGAGAGUAACUUGAUGCACGGAAUAAAUGGUAGACUGUAUGGUAACCUCCGUGGACUGGUGAUGAAGGAGAAUGAGAGAGUCGACUGGUAUCUGCUUGGCAUGGGCAACGAAGUAGACAUGCACACAGUUCACUUUCAUGCCGAAACCUUCAUCUACAGGACGGACCAUGUGCAUCGUGCAGAUGUUUUCGAUCUGUUCCCUGGGACGUUCCAGACUGUUGAGAUGGUGGCGGCAAACCCAGGGACAUGGCUGCUCCAUUGUCACGUCUUUGACCACAUCCAUGCAGGCAUGGAGACCACUUACACAAUAAGAGCAACAGAGAGCCACUUGCCAGCUGCAGCACCAGAACACAAAGUCAGUUUCAAGACGCUGCUGUUCGCAUCUGGAUUUAGUCUACUAGCAAGAAGAAUGUAUAGAUGAGGGACAGAUGAUUGUAUGUGUGUAAGCACAAUUACGGUCAAUGAUGCACCUUUCUUUUGAUUACCUAAUGUAAUCCAAACUAUGUAAGAUAAUACGCAAUAGAUUGUAUUGUGUUUGUUAUGUCAACCACUGGAUGGUCAUGCCUACUUCAAUGACUUGAUGGUAUUUUUGAAUUGUGCACUGUCAAUCUAUUAUUAAAAAAAAAAAAGAGAGAGAUGUUGAACCAAAUAUUUUAAGUUGGUUUUGAAUGUAUGGUUAAAUCUAUUUCUUCGA
Molecule: messenger RNA, 2482 nt
Organism: Poecilia latipinna (sailfin molly)
Lineage: Eukaryota; Metazoa; Chordata; Actinopteri; Cyprinodontiformes; Poeciliidae
Product: hephaestin-like protein 1
Exons: 15
Coding region: 2-2209 (735 amino acids)
Biological process (GO): iron ion transport
Cellular component (GO): plasma membrane
Molecular function (GO): oxidoreductase activity; copper ion binding
Source: RefSeq, a predicted model, not a curated record